CUGCCAGUUUGUGGGGUCCAUAUAAGGACAUAUGGCAGACUGUAAUGAAUGCCAUUUGGAAAAGGCAACCUGAAGCUAUUCAUCGCCUUGACCAAGUUUUAAAGAAACACAAAUCUGACUUCAUUUCUCUCUUCAGAAAUCCGCCAAAGAAUGUUCAGCAGCAUGAGAAAAUUCAGAAAGCAAGUACAGAAGGGGUUGCUAUCCAGGGUCAGCAGGGAACUAGGCUUUUGCCAGAGCAACUAAUCAGAGAAGCCUUUAUCCUCAGUGACCUCUUUGAUAUUGGAGAGCUGGCAGCUGUUGAGCUCCUUCUAGCUGGAGAACACCAGCAACCUCAUUUUCCUGGCCUUACAAGAGGUUUGGUGGCUGUUCUGUUGUACUGGGAUGGAAAAAGAUGCAUUGCCAAUUCACUACGAACCCUCAUCCAGUCACGCCAAGGCAAGACGUGGACAUUGGAACUCAGUCAAGAGUUAAUAUCCAUGACGACACGCUUUACAGAUGACCUAAUGGAGCAGGGUUUGACUCAGAAGAUCCUCACUCUUGUGUCUCACAUUGAUUUGAACAAUGAAUUUGAUAAACUCCAGAGAGAACGAGGAUUGGGCAGUGAGAAACAUCGCAAAGAGGUUUCUGACCUCAUUAAAGAAUGCCGACAGUCCUUGGCUGAAAGUCUGUUUGUUUGGACCUGCCAGUCACCACUGAGUAAGGAUGACACUCUAAUCCUCAUAAGUUACCUGGAGAAAGUAACAGUGGAAGCUGAUGGCUCAUUGGACGGUGUGAACUUGUCUCUUCUCAUGGCUCUCCUUUACUGCUUUGAUGUCAGCUUUCUGGAGCAAGGCACAGAGGAUCGUGAAGAUUUGAUGCACCGGCUCCCUUUGCUAGCAGAAAGACAAUAUAUAGCAACGAUACACACUCGUCUUCAGGAGUCUCAGCCUUGGAAAUUACCAGGCCUGCAAGCUACUGUUAGAUUAGCCUGGGCGCUGGCAUUGCGAGGAAUAUCCCAAUUAUCCGAUGUGACAGCUUUGGCAGAAUUCACUGAAGCAGAUGAAGCGAUGGCAGAGCUAGCAGUUGCUGAUAAUGUCUUCCUGUUCCUGACUGAAUCUGUUGUGGGGUCUGAAAAUUUCUACCAGGAGGAAUUUUACAUUCGCAAAAUUCAUAACCUUGUCACAGACUUCCUUGCACUCAUGCCAAUGAAA
This is a messenger RNA of Balearica regulorum gibbericeps (East African grey crowned-crane), 1190 nucleotides long. The record is from RefSeq and is a predicted model, not a curated record. NCBI's taxonomy places the organism in Eukaryota, Metazoa, Chordata, Aves, Gruiformes, Gruidae.